Acanthochromis polyacanthus (spiny chromis) is the source of this 1865-nucleotide messenger RNA. Its product is annotated as zinc finger protein 239-like. The transcript is spliced from 4 exons. Bases 232 to 1257 code for a protein of 341 amino acids. Lineage: Eukaryota; Metazoa; Chordata; Actinopteri; Pomacentridae. Gene Ontology annotation, cellular component: nucleus. The record is from RefSeq and is a predicted model, not a curated record. Gene Ontology annotation, biological process: regulation of transcription by RNA polymerase II. Gene Ontology annotation, molecular function: DNA-binding transcription factor activity, RNA polymerase II-specific; RNA polymerase II cis-regulatory region sequence-specific DNA binding.
AGCAGUAGUAGUAGUAGUAGUAGUAGUAGUAUUUAUUGUAGUUUUUGUAGUAAUACUAACGUAGCGGAUGAGGUUUAAUGGUUCAAAGGAGCGAACACGUUUAAAAAGCGGACAUCAGGUCCAGUUUGGUCCCGGAGCGGCUCUGUUCGUCCAGCUGAUCUCCAGGUGGAGGAAAGGAGCCGAGGAACACCGUCAGUCAUUUGAAUUAAUCUCGGCCAUGACAGAGGAAAAAUGGAUUCUAUGCAAAAGGAAAUCAGAAGCGAAGUGAACCCUCAGCAGGAUGACAGAGCUCCCACAAGAACUCCACGAGGACUUAGAUCUCUGUGUUGUGAUCAGUGCGGGAAGACUUUUACUCAGAGGGGCAACUUAAACAUACAUAAACUCAUCCACAGUGGGGUCAGAGCUCACAGGUGUGAUCAGUGUGGGAAGACUUUUACCCAGCUGAGUAACUUAAAAACACAUCGGCUUUUCCACAGCGGAGUCAGAGCACACCGGUGUGAGCAGUGUGGGAAGACGUUCACUCUGCUGGGUCAUUUAAAAGCACAUCAGAUCAUCCACAGUGGAGUCAAAGCCCACAGGUGUGAUCAGUGUGGGAAGGCGUUCGCUCAGAUGAGCAGCUUGAAAACACACCAGCUCGUCCACAGCGGAGAGAAACCGCACAGAUGUGACCAGUGUGGGAAGACGUUUGCCGUGAGGAGCAGCUUGAAAAAGCACCACGUCAUCCACAGUGGAGUUAAAGCUCACGGCUGUGACAAGUGUGGGAAGACUUUUACUGAGCAGGGAAGCUUGAUUAUCCAUCAGCGUAAUCACACCGACAGCCAACCGUACCACUGUGAGCUCUGUGGAAAAACCUUCAAGCAGCAAUACACCCUGAAGGCACACCAGCGCCUGCACAUCGGACAGGAUGUGUUCUGCUGCGUCCAGUGCUGCAAACUAUUUACUAAGUACUCGGAAUUUAAAGCCCAUGAAAUCACCCACACCGGAGACAAACCGUACCGCUGUGUCCAGUGUGGGAAAACCUACAACUCUGUUUGUGGCCUGAUAGUCCACCGACGAAACCACACCGGGGAGAGACCGUACAAAUGUGAGCAGUGUGAGAAGACUUUUAAAACUUCAAACGCCUUAAAACGACACCGACAGAUCCACGGCAAUGGAGAACAUGUGAGUGCCGGUGCAAACGGAGCAGCACAGAUGGACCCAGUUCUCAGCCCUGUCAGCUCUGUGCCGAUGCUAAAUCCUACCGUUGUGACCGACUAAGAACCCUACGGAGUCACACUGGACACAAACCGAACUCCUGCAAAGAAGGUGGGAGAGGUUUCCCAACACCUGGUUCAUUCAUAGCCCAUGAAAUCAACUACAAACUGAAAAAGCAAAUUCAAUAUAGUCAGGAUGUCUUUGUGUAAGUCGGCUUGACACAACCUCAGUCAGAGAUAUCAGGUAUCAUGAAAGUGGUUUUCAAUUUUCUUUAACUCAGACUUUCUGCUUCAAACUCUGUUCACAUAAAAGAAGGCGUUUAAUGUGUCAUUUGACUCUUCUUCUGCACAAAUAAAAUAAUCAUGUUCAGUCAACAGGUUGUUUAAAUGGAGAACAAUGAGGAACAUAAAAAUAUACGACAGUAAAAAGCUGCGACUGGAAAUGAUGUAAGACUGGAAUGCUGGUAGAAAACUGAUAAACAGCGUAAUAUAUUUAUUUUAUCGAUCAACACAGCUGCACAUUAGGGCUGUUAAACUUAAACAUGAUGCAUUGAAGUGCAUGUAGGUCUGACACUGUCCCAUAAUGAAGGAGAUCAUUUUAAUUCUGACCAAAUCAAAGUGAAACUAAAGUUACUGAUUGAAUAUUCUCCGUAAUAAAUACUAAUAAACUGA